AUGACGGAAUUAUGCUUUAGUCUCCUAAAACCCAGAGCUGUUCCAAAUGACUUCUCCGGUCACAAGCUACGAACUCCACCGUUGUCCAAGUACGGUCAAGCACGCUUCGUGGUUGAUGCAUCGGAUGUUCAGGCAGCGCGUGACUUGGGCCUGCUACGGGAUGACGUUGUAUUGGACUCUGAGAAUUCUGUAGCAGAAAACUACGGUCUGGUGUACGACCGUCUAGAAAAUUUGGCUAAACAUGAGUUCGCCUCUCAGAAGGCAGCCAGAUCGAGCUUAAAAGAGUUCGACGUUCGCUGUGGAUUCCAGAUAUUUAUGAAACAGACGAGUAUGAAACCUAACAAUUCUGGGAAUGCAAAAUACGGAUGCAAGAAGCUACAUGGAGCGCAAUUUUUUGACCAAAACACUCCAGUUGAAAGUCUGGAAUGA
Phytophthora nicotianae INRA-310 is the source of this 429-nucleotide messenger RNA. RefSeq lists its product as hypothetical. The record is from RefSeq and is a predicted model, not a curated record. The transcript has 2 exons. NCBI's taxonomy places the organism in Eukaryota, Oomycota, Peronosporomycetes, Peronosporales, Peronosporaceae. Bases 1 to 429 code for a protein of 142 amino acids.